Messenger RNA from Labrus mixtus (cuckoo wrasse), 2780 nucleotides. It is a transcript of the gene clpb, whose product is annotated as ClpB family mitochondrial disaggregase. Gene Ontology annotation, cellular component: cytoplasm; mitochondrion. Gene Ontology annotation, biological process: cellular response to heat. Bases 214 to 2256 code for a protein of 680 amino acids. The record is from RefSeq and is a predicted model, not a curated record. Gene Ontology annotation, molecular function: ATP hydrolysis activity; protein binding; ATP binding. The transcript is spliced from 16 exons. NCBI's taxonomy places the organism in Eukaryota, Metazoa, Chordata, Actinopteri, Labriformes, Labridae.
CCCAGAAUGCACCGCGCAUUCUAGUGACAUCCAUGCGACGAUGAGGUGAAGCGGUUGUUUUCGUUUCCAUUAGCUACCUGUUUAUUGAGGUAUAACGGCAGGUACAUCGCUAGUUACGCGGUGUCCCCGAUCUGUAGGGAACCCGUUACCAUCUGGAAUUACUUCCUGACUGAGACUUUCAUCCCUGCCUCUUUUUUCGGUGAGUUUACCGCCAUGUUAUCAUCAGUUCCCACUAGGCUAAUUGCGCGAAGGUCGCGCAGCCUGUCACCAUGCAGCCGUGUGCUCCAGACCAGCGCAGGCGGUGCCGCAUGUCAGGGCAUCCGAGAGACAACUACGGAGACUAACCGCAACCCCAUCGUGUCCACCUCCCGGGUCUCCAGGAGGGGUAUUUUGUCUGAUGAAAGUGCUGGUUGUAGCACCAAUCUGAAUCCGUCGAUGCAGUUCCACAACCUCGCCCCUAGAUGGCUGUCCAACCUGGAGAACCGCCGCAGCUCCUGGGCGGCUCUGGCCAGCAGAGGGCGCGGCAAUAACCAGUACUGGGAGGAGAGCGGGCAGAAAGGUGGAGGUGAGGGCAGGGGAACAGGUGGAGGAGCCAACCGGACAGGAGUGGCCUCUGUCGGUGUUCUCUCUGCUGCAGCUGUUGCCUUCUGCCUGAAGAAGGAUUCAGAUAACAAAGGCGAUACACUUCUGGAGGCAGCAAGGACCAAUAAUUCUGAAGAUGUGGCAAGGCUAUUGAAAGAGGGGGUUGACCCAAAUCACCGGCACCGUCUUGGUUGGACUCCUCUCAUGGUGGCUGCAAUAAACCGACAGCACAGUGUGGUGAAGGUUCUGCUAGAAGCCGGUGCCGACCCGAACACUGGAGAUCACUUCAACAACGUUUACGACACCUCACGGGAGAAAGGCAUCCACUCACUGGAAGUCCUUGUGUCCAGAGAGGAUGAAUUCAGCAGCAGGCUCAGCAGCAGGGCUGGCUUCCGUGGUUGCACAGCGCUUCACUACGCCACACUGGCUGACGACACACUCGCUGUCCGCAUGCUGCUGGAGGCUGGUGCAAACCCCCUGCAAUCCAACGGUUUGGGACACACGGCGCGGGCCUACGCUAAGGAGGGAGACGUGAGUGCAGUGCUGCAGGAGUGGGAGGGAAAGUUCCAGGAGGCACAGGCUCGGCGGGAGGCAGAGGAGAGGAGAAGGUUCCCCCUGGAGAGGAGGCUGAAGGAGUAUAUCAUCGGACAGGAGGGGGCCAUCAAUACUGUGGCCUCAGCCAUUAGGAGGAAGGAGAAUGGUUGGUACGAUGAAGAGCAUCCUCUUGUGUUCCUCUUCCUCGGCUCAUCAGGAAUCGGAAAGACAGAGUUGGCCAAACAGGUGGCUCGCUACAUGCACAAAGACGUCAAAAAGGGUUUUAUUCGUAUGGACAUGUCGGAGUUCCAGGAAAAACACGAGGUGGCAAAAUUUAUCGGUUCUCCUCCGGGGUACGUGGGACAUGAGGAAGGGGGUCAGCUGACCAAACUGUUGAAGGCGUGUCCCAACGCUGUAGUCCUGUUUGAUGAAGUAGACAAGGCCCACCCGGAUGUUCUUACCAUCAUGCUGCAGCUCUUUGAUGAGGGUCGCCUCACAGAUGGUAAGGGGAAGACCAUUGAGUGUAAAGACGCCAUCUUCAUCAUGACUUCUAAUGUUGCAAGCGACGAAAUCGCCGAGCAUGCUCUGCAGCUUCGCCAGGAGGCCGAGCAGGUCAGCCGCAGAAAGCUGGCCGACACCCUGCAGGACGUACAGAAAAGUGAUGACAUCAAAAUCUCUCGGCAGUUUAAAGAAUCUGUGAUUCGACCAAUCCUGAAGGCUCAGUUCCGGAGGGACGAGUUUCUCGGGCGGAUAAAUGAGAUCGUGUACUUCUUGCCGUUCUGUCACUCAGAGCUGCUGCAGCUGGUCGGCAAAGAGCUCAGCUUCUGGGCUAAAAAGGCUAAGCAGCGCCAUGACAUCACUCUUCAGUGGGAUCGCCCAGUUUUGGACCUGUUGGCGGGCGGGUAUAACAUGCACUACGGAGCACGAUCCAUCAAACAUGAGGUCGAGCGACGAGUCGUCAACCAGUUAGCUGCAGCGUACGAGCAGGAGCUUCUACCCAAAGGCUGCACCCUGCGUCUGUCUGUCCAGUCAGAGGAUGAAGAGGAGCGGAGUGCGCCCAGUCUGCGCCUCGAGGUACUAGGAGAGGAUAGCUCUUCGAGAUUGCUGGACAUUCGCCCACCGCUCAGUCCUGAACACUAACACACACACACAAGAACACAGGAAGUACACCGAUAUUUAUGCCCAUAUGAACAACCACACCAUACCACCACCAUCAUCAUCAUCAUCAUCAUCAUCAUCAUCCAGUGUCAGGAGGAUGGAUAGUUUUUGGUUCUUAUUACCAAUAAAAGUACCUCUGAUAACACAUCACUGCCUCUUUGUUUCAGUUAACUCAACAAGUUACAACAGCCAACUUUGCAGCACACUUUCUGCCAACACGGUGCUGUAUUCAGUCAAUUUAGUUCACCUACAGCUGGACCUUUUACGUUUAUGCAUCAAUGGAUGUUCAUAUCAGUUGGGACUUGAUAUCAGGAGGAGGAACAUGUCACGAGAGAUUGUCAGUGUAGCAUCGAGGCCUCGACAACAUCAACAUUAAACAUGUUUUCAUCAGUGUGUUGAGUCAUCAUAUCAGCUGAAAACAAAUAUUUGCUACUGCAUGUUUGUAGUGGUUGAGCUUAGCUGUGACAUAUGUAUCGUCCACUGUAUUGUGUAGAGCACUAAAAGAA